AUGUCCACCCUUCCCUCCCCCAGCGUCAACCCAAACCUCCCCGCAUCGUACACCGCGGCGCAGACAAUCUUCAGCAACACCGAACUCCUCGAGAACAUCGUCAGCUUUUGCCCGGUCAGCGAGCCGUCGCAGCUCGUUGCUCUCUGCCGCGUCAACCGGCUCACCUUCGAGGUCGCUUCCGCCCGGCUCUACCGCAAUAUCAUGAACCACGACGAUAAGUCAUGUGCGGAAGGCAUGCGAUUGCCAGGUCAACGCAGCGCACGGCCAGGUCCGCAUUACCAUCUUCCCGUACCCGAGACUUUCGCGGGCGAGCUGAGUCCUGUGCAAGGUGCGGUCAGGCAGACGAUCUGGAGGAGAGUCCGUGUUUUAUGUGUAGGAUCGGUCCGCGGGGUUCUCCAUCAUCGAAUCCCCAUUCCCCCGUUACCAAAUCUGGCGAUACUCGAGAUCAGCCAACAUGCCCAUCGGCCGGGCGAGCCAUUCGGCAUGCCUUUGGCGGAGACGUAUCUGCAGCUAUUACGUCCUCGAACUGUCAUCAUACACCUGCCCUCCGAGGGAUCCUACCCCAAUCGGCUGGUCAUCUCUCGCGAGCUCGGACGGUUCACCAAAACCCCCUUCGGUAUCAAAGAGGUCAUCUUCCGAAUACUCCAGUCCUCAUGGUUUACGGUAUCACAGGACCUUCCGCUGUACAGCGCAUUCCGUACUCUCUCCACCUCGCAUAUCGAUGUCUACAUAGUAGCGGGGCGCUCCACAACCAUCACCGCUGAGCUUUUCGAGGAGAUAGCCUUUUUGUUGCUCGAGCAUCCCGGGAACAUCUACAUCCACUGCGAAUUGACAGGGGCCAACGCCUUCGAGGGCAAAUUUCGUCCGUUGACCUUAGGGGCCGAUCCAAUAGCCAAUUUAUGCAACAUCGUCCCCGACAGCGAUUUCAACAAACCGGCGAAUAUCCCCCUCAUCCUUUCGACUCACCUUCAACACGGAUCGCAUGCAUAUUCUAAGUCGCGCUGCCUUGGCAAUCAAGAUGGCGAGGAGCGGCAAGCUGUCAUAGAGGCCAGCUGGAUAGAGGACCGCUUGACGCUUGACGCGAGUGCGGUGUAUCGGCGAGGCGGAGCUGAAGGGGAAGGAAUGGUAUGGGGCGGUAUGGAGAGCGUGGGAGCCUACCGAUCCAAGUCGAAACGGGAUAGACAAGAAGAUGGCGAGGAGAAUGAGGGGUCAAAAGACUUUCGAGAAGAGGAGCGGUGUCAGUCAGACGAGAUGUACCGGGAAAGUCGGUGGAAGCGGGACGUGUAA
Messenger RNA from Dioszegia hungarica, 1287 nucleotides. RefSeq lists its product as uncharacterized. Lineage: Eukaryota; Fungi; Basidiomycota; Tremellomycetes; Tremellales; Bulleribasidiaceae. The record is from RefSeq and is a predicted model, not a curated record. The transcript is spliced from 3 exons. The coding region runs from base 1 to 1287 and encodes 428 amino acids.